Messenger RNA from Lecanosticta acicola, 379 nucleotides. The record is from the annotation of a GenBank genome assembly. NCBI's taxonomy places the organism in Eukaryota, Fungi, Ascomycota, Dothideomycetes, Mycosphaerellales, Mycosphaerellaceae.
AUGCCGAACGUUAUCAACGUGAGCCACCACGAUCAUUCCUUCGAAACUUUGUGCUCAUGACUUGCAGGUCUCUCUGAAGGACAAGAACGGCGAUGCCGGCCAGCUCGAGGAGUACGACAUCACAGUCCACUAUCUGUAUGGCCCGAUAGCUAACAGAAACACCAGAGCAAAGAAGCAAGUGACAGAGCAAGGCGGCAAAGUCACUACUGAGUUUAAGCUGAUCAAGGGCUUCACGUAAGAUGAAACACCAUGAUCUGAACUUCGUGCGACGAAUCGACUGAUCAGAGGUAGUGCCGAAUUCCCUGACGACAAGGUACACAGCCUGUCGUCGAACGAACACAUCAACGUCGAAGCCGACGGCAAGGUUACCACGCAGUAG